Molecule: messenger RNA, 846 nt
Organism: Hirsutella rhossiliensis
Lineage: Eukaryota; Fungi; Ascomycota; Sordariomycetes; Hypocreales; Ophiocordycipitaceae
Exons: 1
Coding region: 1-846 (281 amino acids)
Source: RefSeq, a predicted model, not a curated record
AUGAUGUCGGCCUCUCUCAUGCGCUCGGCAACGGCCACGGCCGCUCUUCUGCUCCUCGUCCCCGUCGCCGUGUCCGCCGUCCGUCUGAACCGAGCCGUCCGCUCCAAGACGACGUCGCAUGCGGGGGUCCGCCCGUCCCAUGAGACGUCCCAUGAGGCGUCUGAGGAGCCGCCGACGACGACGGCGCUCCUGCUGCAAUCCCCAAAGGAUCCCGCGAGCCUCCCCGCACACGUUAAGUCGCCGCAGUGGGUCGUCGCCUACGAGCGCGUUGUCUCCAGCCCCGUCCCGAUCUCGUCCCUCGCCGACCCCUCCUCGUCCUCCACCUCUAGCCAUGCCCAGUCCAGUCCGUCGGCCCUGUUGCGACGAUAUAUGCGCGCAACACACAUCGCCUUUGCUUGGACGCCCCAGGCCUGGCUGAUCCGUGCCCUUGUCGGCGACGCCCACGCUCGGCGGAGCUUUGACACCGACUGGAUAGACGCACUAGCCUUUGCGCCUGGUGACCUCGUUAAUGGCGUCUACAAGGUUGCCUGUCAUGAGAGGGAGGGGCCGGGCUUCGCUCUGCCGGAGCGGGCAGAGCUGCUUAUACAAGCCCCCGCAACCUACAGGGGGCCAAGCGUCUGCGGCUUGCUCCUUGCCGCUAUCGAGCCGGCCCUCUCUGCCAGUGCAGACACGGCGGCAGGCAAAGGCCAUGAGCCGAGCGUCGUCUUCGUCAACGAGACGUGGAUGUGGAGGCGAGCCGGUGAGAAACCCGUGCUCCUGGAGACCCCGCUGGGCAAAUGGUUCCAUGGGCUGUUGGCCCGAUGGCUUGUCUUCAAGGGGCUCGACGCGGUAGUCGUGGCGCCUUGA